AAACUCGCGGUUCGGGAACACAAAAAAGAUGAUCUCAAAAAUUGGUGGCGCCGAUAGCACUGCACGGUCUUCUGAUUGGACCAACUGCAUCUUGGACACAUCGCCCCCUUGUUGAUCGUGCUCACAAAACUCAUCUUGCAACCUAUAACCUACCACUUUCACCAUCUAGCAAACGGAAUCAUGUGCAAACACAUCCUCAACGUCCAGGCCUCGAUUCGUGCGCCCUGCUGCAAGCAAUGGUUCGACUGCUCGGACUGCCACGCUGAGGCAACAGAUCAUCCUCUCAGGAAAACAACAGAGAUGAUCUUUGGUUGCAAAAAGUGCAAAAAGGUCUUCCGCAAGGAUAUGGCAAACUUUGAAGAAGAAGAUGAGUAUUGUCCGCAUUGCGAUAACAAGUUUAUUGUGGAGGCGAAAACACCGCAGAUGGCUCUGGCUGUGGAGGGUCAUGACGAGAGAAUGGGCGAGAGGUUCGAGAAGGAUAUGCGUUUGAAGGAGGAUCAUGUAAAGUCUGUGUUUGACGCAGACACGGAUAUCUCUCAUCUUAUGGGUUAAUAUCUCAUGGACUCUCUCCGCCCCGAUACGAUACGCGACUCUGUUUUGCAUCUCGGAAGAGUUGGAACAAAAAAAAAAAAAUAACAUGGCAAACGCAAGCUAUUAUAAUAAAGCGUUGCUAAAAGACAGGACAAAGCCCAGAAGCUGCGUUCUUCAAUACCUGUCUACGUAC
Messenger RNA from Gamsiella multidivaricata, 724 nucleotides. RefSeq lists its product as uncharacterized. Gene Ontology annotation, molecular function: zinc ion binding. Gene Ontology annotation, cellular component: mitochondrial intermembrane space. The coding region runs from base 181 to 552 and encodes 123 amino acids. The transcript is spliced from 4 exons. The record is from RefSeq and is a predicted model, not a curated record. NCBI's taxonomy places the organism in Eukaryota, Fungi, Mortierellomycota, Mortierellomycetes, Mortierellales, Mortierellaceae. Gene Ontology annotation, biological process: protein import into mitochondrial intermembrane space.